UAAGGUCGUAGCUGUGCAGCGGAACCUUCUGGUCCGAACGUUGAAUGUUCGCUAAGACUGCCCCGCCCUUGUCCGUGUACGUCAUUCGCUGCAGGGACCCGUAACGCGUCCACUGCGUGCCGGCGACCGAGACCAAGACAUAACAGCAGUCAGCGUCGGCCGCAGCUUGUUCUCGCGCAAAGACAUGACCCGCCGCCAUGGCUCACCUUCUGCGUGGAAAGCAAGCUGGCGUCCACAACGACUUGUCCGUCGGCCUGGGGGCUGAUCUCUUUGUGUUGGACCAUAUUAAGAAGUUUGGCAUCAACAGCCAGAUCUCGCAGAUCGCAUACGACCCUGUACAGAAGCUCCUCGCCGUCGGCACCAACGAAAGCAAGUUUGGGCUCGGGCAAAUCUACGUCUUUGGGCAGAAGCGCGUUGAGGUCGUCUUUCCUCUUCCGCAUCGUGGGUCUGUCAGGAUCUUGCAAUUCUGCGCCGAGAAGCUUCUCUGUGUGGACUCGAGAAAUGACUUAUCGGUGUUCUCUCUGGCAAGUAAGAAGCUCCUGAACGCCCACUCUCCCCCCGCAAAGAUCACCGCGCUGCACAGCGACCCCGCGCUCGACUACGCCCUGCUAGGAACGCAAAACGGAGAUGUACUCGCCUACGACCUAGAUAGAGAGCACCUCACGCAGUUCAGGAUACCGAAUCUGUGGCGCGAGCAGUUCCCGCAGUCGAGACUUACAUCAAUUGUGACACUCUCGCUCCACCCGCGCGACAUUGGUACCCUGCUCAUUGGCUACAACGCCGGCGCUGUCAUAUACUCGUUCAAGCAGAAUAAGGCUAUCAAGUACUUCAACUACGUGCUGCCUAAAGGCGCGCCGGGAGGAGAUUCAGACCCGGCGUCCAUAUUCAAAGAGAGGAGUCCACCCUUGACGCAGGCCGUGUGGCAUCCUACGGGGACUUUCGUAUUGACUGGCCAUGAGGAUAGCAGUCUCGUGUUCUGGGAUCCCAAAGAUGGUAGAGUCAUUCAGGCGAGAACUCUGACCGACACCGGCGUCGACAAGCCCGGCCCUGGUACUUUUAGUCCUGGCGCUGGUCCCGGUACAUUUGCACUCAAGAGCCCAAUUUUCAAGAUUGCUUGGUGUGCGAAUGAAGACCCGGACGAUACCGGUAUCCUCGUUGCUGGGGGUCAACCAUCCAACAUCGAAGCUAAGAGCUUGACCUUCUUUGAGCUAGGACGCACACCGAUAUACAACACUUCGUCAUGGCAAAUUCUCUCGGAUCACUUUGAGAAUCCCAAACGACAGAGGAUACUGCCUUGUCCACCAGGUACCGAAGUGGUCGAUCUGUGCCUAAUACCUCGCGACAGCCCUCAUUUCGCCGGUUGCCAGGACCCCAUUGCUGCCGUCAGCUUGCUGGCAUCGGGAGAGCUCAUAACGCUCUCCUUCCCAAGCGGGAUUCCGAUAACGCCCACGAACCAGUUACAUUUGUCUCUUACAUUCGUUCAUCCUUUCGUAACCCACGCAAACUUGGCCCCGGUUGAACGCACAAGAUGGCUAGGAAUGACCGAGAAACGGCAACAUGGGCCGAAGUUCAUUACUGGCGGUCACGACGCUGUUUACCCUCUCAAACGAUUUGAACAUCGAAAUAUCGUGCAGACCUCACACGCAGACGGUACCAUCAGGUUGUGGGACGCCGGCCAUGCGGACGAACUCGAGAACGAUGCAUUACUCCAGCUAGACGUCGCGCGCGCCCUAGGCCGGUUGGAUCGCGUUGAAGUGACGAAGAUAUCCUACGCCGGUGCAGCCUCCGAGUUGUCAGUCGGACUGCGAUCUGGCGAGGUGGUCGUCUUUCGUUGGGGGAUCAACAAGCAUUUCGGUCAAGAGCUGCCCCCGGGCGAGAAUUUGCCAGGUGCUCUGACCGAUGUGCAGGAUCGGACCGAAGCGCUUUUGAAGGAAGGGAUGAUGCCACUGACCCUCCUCAAUGAAGGAAACGGACCAGUAUCUACACUGAAGCAUUCGGAUGUUGGCUUUGUGGCUGCUGGGUUUGAAGGUGGAAGCCUUGCCAUCAUCGAUUUGAGAGGCCCAGCACUAAUCUACCACGCGAACGUAUCCGAUUUCGUAAAGUCUGACAAACGAGGCAGUUUCCGGAGGAGCUCUUCCCAGAGUGCGACGAAGCCGGAGUGGCCAACAAGCAUUGAGUUUAGCGUUAUGACGCUUGAGCAUGAUGACUAUUCGAGCAUUCUAUGUCACGUCGGUACCAACUUAGGCCAUGUAGCAACCUUCAAGCUACUACCCGAAGCAGGUGGUCGCUAUGCUGUCAGUUUUGCAGGCGUCUGCACCUUGGACGACAAAGUCAUCAGCAUCUGUCCUAUGCAUGUAGAUACAGGGCGGCCUGCAUACGCAUCGCAAGCUGCUGUCUCUGGUUUGCGGAAUGGUGCGAAGGUCAACGGCGUUUUGCUUGCUGUCACCUCAAACGGAGCUAGGAUAUUCCAACCAGCUACCCAUAAAGGUGCGAGCAAGACCUGGAACGAGUUCCUAUGUGACUCAGCAUCCAUUGUUCGAUAUGAAGAUCUGGGCCAUUGCUUGCUCGGUUUAUACGGCGAUGGCUUCGCAAGGGGCUACUCAAUACCUGCCAUGAAGGAGAUUGGGGCCGUGAAGGUGGCAGAUGUUCUGGAUCCGCGGCGCUUCCCUGAGGCCGUGAUUACGAGCACGGGAGAUGUACUAGGCUGGACUGGACCGUCUGAGCUUGCCCUUAUCAACGUCUUCGGAACGAAUUUGAAACUUGACCAAACGAGAGAUACACUUAUCAAUCCAGAGCUUCUCAUUCCACCACGCCCAACAAUCUCAAACCUGCAGUGGAUCUCAGGCACCCAGUAUGUUACCAUGGAAGACAUGGACCUUCUCAUUGGCGGCCCCGACCGCCCGCCGUCGAAACGCAUGCUCGCUCAAGCCCAAGCAGACGAGGCACAACGCCGUAGAGACGCGCGCCGACCCGGCCAGCCUAGCGCUUCUUCUUCUGCUGCGCCUCCGCCUGCAGACGAAAGUUGGGGGGCGUGGGCGUCAAGAACGUUGAAUGAGAGGACCGAGAAGCUGAGUAUUGUGGGCGACAGCAUGGACAAUCUAAGCAACAACAGCAAGGGCUGGGCAGAUGAUGUGAACAAGUAUGUGGCCAAGCAGAAGAGAGGCAUGGUCAUGGGGGCUGUGAAGAGCAAGUUUGGGUUCUAGGGGAGGGUAUCUGUGGUUUUGGGGGAUCAGUGUGUGCGUCAAAAGGCGUUGUC
Paraphaeosphaeria sporulosa is the source of this 3256-nucleotide messenger RNA. RefSeq lists its product as uncharacterized. NCBI's taxonomy places the organism in Eukaryota, Fungi, Ascomycota, Dothideomycetes, Pleosporales, Didymosphaeriaceae. Gene Ontology annotation, molecular function: syntaxin binding; myosin II binding; GTPase activator activity. Gene Ontology annotation, cellular component: cytoplasm; plasma membrane. The transcript is spliced from 3 exons. Bases 198 to 3203 code for a protein of 1001 amino acids. Gene Ontology annotation, biological process: regulation of exocytosis; regulation of protein secretion; establishment of cell polarity. The record is from RefSeq and is a predicted model, not a curated record.